AUGGGUCUUACAGUUCAUAGUGUCACCGCCUUGAUUUCUUUCUUCUGGUGUUGUCGUAGUCGUCGGUGUUGCUUUUUACUGUCGCAAUCGGAUCUGCGUUUGGUUUCUCAAUCAGACAUUCUCUUUCCUGUCGCUUGGAAACUUUGUUCAUCUGUUUGGUUGCCGAGAAAUUACGAACAAGAAAAGGUUUUUGCAAAGGGUGGAGGUGAAGAGGGUGGAGGUGAAGAGGGUGGAGGAGAGAGAAGGGAGCGGAGCGGAGCAGAUGGGUGGGUGCAGAGGAGGAGAGAAGGGAGAGAGCGGAUAGGUGGGUGCGGAGGAGAGAAGGGAGAGAGAAGAGAGGGAGAAGGGAGGCAGGGGUUGGGGGAGAUGGGGAUGACUGGUGAGGUAGGAGACGGAUCGGGUUUGCAGGGAAAAAGAAAACCUUUUUUCAAUUUUUAAUUUUUAAUUUUUUAAUAUUCAUUGUGGGUCCAUAUUGACACGUGGCGUCCAAUUAACGGAAAACUUAACAACCAAACUAAUGGAUGUAUAAGACUGUCCCAAAAAUAAUACUUUAGUAUGACUCUGGGACAAAAAACUUCAUGUACCAAAUAUGGAAAACUUAAAAGCCAAACUAAUGAAUGUA
Pyrus x bretschneideri (Chinese white pear) is the source of this 622-nucleotide messenger RNA. RefSeq lists its product as uncharacterized. The transcript is spliced from 2 exons. The coding region runs from base 1 to 438 and encodes 145 amino acids. NCBI's taxonomy places the organism in Eukaryota, Viridiplantae, Streptophyta, Magnoliopsida, Rosales, Rosaceae. The record is from RefSeq and is a predicted model, not a curated record.